AUGCACGCCGAGCUGCAGCAACGGCACCCUCCCAGUCGCUCGCGGCUUCGACACCUUGGUCUGCCAAUUUGGCCGCCUUUUCCCAGAGACGUUCUCCUGUCGCCCAGUGGAGUGCCGCCAUCCACCCAGUCUCUUCACCGCAACUCCUGCGCAGCGAACACCUUUCGAGGGCGUCCGCGGGGCCAUCGUUGUCUGGAACGACACCUUCCCGAAGAAUGGGCUCGAGUACGCAGCGGAAACCGACUGCGACUCGGCCUCGCCCCUCACCACGGACGGCAAGGGAUGUGGAACGUGCUUCAGCCCCCUGGUGGAGGUGGAUGCAGCUUUGGGGCAGCAUUCCGUACAUGGUCUGGUCCGUUUCCUGCUGGCGUUUCAUGCGCAGCAAGGCCGUCGGUUGGCUCUGGUCUUUGA
This is a messenger RNA of Symbiodinium natans, 411 nucleotides long. The record is from the annotation of a GenBank genome assembly. NCBI's taxonomy places the organism in Eukaryota, Dinophyceae, Suessiales, Symbiodiniaceae.